Messenger RNA from Dipodomys ordii (Ord's kangaroo rat), 1019 nucleotides. RefSeq names its product signal sequence receptor, beta (translocon-associated protein beta) (gene Ssr2). Lineage: Eukaryota; Metazoa; Chordata; Mammalia; Rodentia; Heteromyidae. Bases 66 to 566 code for a protein of 166 amino acids. Gene Ontology annotation, cellular component: endoplasmic reticulum. The record is from RefSeq and is a predicted model, not a curated record. The transcript has 5 exons.
CCGGCUCUUCGGGUGCUGACGUUCCCUUCCGGUCGUGUGGCCCUAGAAAAGCUUUUGGGGUGCGCAUGAUGAGGCUACUGAUAUUUGUGGUGUUGGCUCUAUUAACUGUCACUCAAGCAGAGGAAGGAGCCAGGCUUUUGGCUUCCAAAUCGCUGCUAAACAGAUAUGCUGUGGAGGGGCGAGACCUGACCCUACAGUACAACAUUUACAACGUUGGCUCAAGUGCCGCACUAGAUGUGGAAUUAUCGGAUGAUUCCUUUCCUCCAGAAGACUUUGGCAUUGUCUCUGGUAUGCUCAAUGUCAAAUGGGACCGCAUUGCUCCGUAUCCUCUUGGCUGUGACUUGGAUGCUUGCAUUAAUGCUGUUUGUUCUUUUCAGAUUGGCUCUACCAGUGCCCCUGGACAGGGAGGAAUCCUGGCUCAGCGGGAGUUUGAUAGGAGAUUCUCCCCUCAUUUUCUGGACUGGGCAGCCUUUGGGGUCAUGACCCUGCCCUCCAUCGGCAUCCCCCUGCUCUUGUGGUACUCUAGCAAGAGGAAAUAUGACACUCCCAAAACCAAGAAGAACUGAGUGGGGGCUCCUACGCCCUUUCUCUCUCAAGAAACCAGGUGCUUUCCAGACUUCAAAGGUUAUCUCAGAUGCGAUCUUUUAGCUCUUAGUCCACAGCCACCUUGUCCUGGAUUCUGCCUUGCUCUCAACCAGAGUGAAUGAUCAGGCCUGGGAGUCUAUGAGAGCCUCCUUGGUUCCAUUGCGAAGCCAUACAAAUGGGAAGGCCUUCAGCCACAACCUUGGGCCUAGAGGGCCCCACUAAGGUGCUGUUGGUAUAUUGCUGGCAAUGUGAACUCGCAGGGUUCCAGAAAGGGACCUUUCAGUGACUGCCUGACACCGCCUCUAUCCCCGCCCUUUCCUCUAAGAAGAGGGUGGAAGAUGAAAGCUGUAGGACUCUACGAGGCUACCAAGUCUCUAUUUUGAGUUAGGGAAAUAGUUACCAAAUUGGGUUUUCUAAUAAAAACAAAUGCCACA